GGGCCCAAUCGCCUGUUCUCCGCCUCGUUGUUACAAAAAUUUACUUCGACACACCGACCAGUGAAGAACCCGCCAAAAAGAAAAGCGAAAAAAGGAAGGAAAAUAGCCGACUUCACCUGAACGAGACUGGUGGGCAGUAGCAAAGCCGAGAACGCUAUCGCAGUACUGUAUUUUUAUUAACUGAAAUCAAUUCUUCAUUUCGUAAUCUAAUCUUUCCCCCAAAUUCUAAAACCCUAGAAUCCUUUUUUCAUUUAUUCUGGUACGGUAAACCAUAAUGUCGUCCGAUUCUAGCCCAUCUUUCCCUAUCUCCGAUGGCUUCGCUGACCUUGAUUCUGAUUCCCAACUGGUCCAUAAACGGUUUGAUUUGUUGACAUUGAAUGAACCGGCCGAAUUAGAGCGUAAUCGUCCUGGAAACGGGAAUGAAAUCGCCGAUGGAUCGUUGAGUCCGGAGAGAAACAACGACGUCGCUGAAGAUGAAGAUCGAUUACGAGUGGGGGAUCAAGAGAUUUUUGGCGAAGAAGGGCUUUCAAGUCCCAGCAGCAGUGGAUAUACUGGUGGGAGAGGGAGUAGCAGCGUCACGAGCCCGUCGAGGAUUGGUGAAACGAGUGAAAUUGAUGAUAACGAGAUUCAAGAACUGAGGAACGAUGGUUCCCUUGGAGGAAUCUACGGUUCUCAGGCCUCCUGGGUUCCUGGUAAACGUCACCUCGAUGAGGAUGAUGCUUCAAUAUCUUGGAGAAAGAGGAAGAAGCACUUCUUUAUUUUGAGUAAUUCUGGCAAACCAAUAUAUUCCAGAUAUGGAGACGAGCACAAGCUAGCAGGUUUUACAGCAACACUACAAGCCAUUAUUUCCUUUGUGGAGAAUGGGGGAGAUCAUGUCAAAUCGGUCAAGGCUGGAAACCACCAGGUGGUUUUUCUUGUGAAGGGACCGAUAUAUUUAGUUUGCAUCAGUUGCACAGAAGAACCCCUUGAAUCAUUAAAAGGACAAUUAGAGCUUAUUUACGCUCAGGUAUCUAUUGUCUCCCUUGCAAUUCUCUACUUCUGGAUAGAUGAAUUUGGUUUCUACUGCCUAUUCAAGCCUUGCAAAUUUCCCUUGAUCAUUUUAUUCUGCCAUUACAUUUUUUGCUUAUGUACACCCAAAAGUACUCCUACUGACCCUUUUGCUUGGAACCCAGCUACGUUUCUUCAUGCAUACACUUGUCUGCCACUUGCUUAUGCAACAAGGCAAACUGCAGGCGCUAUAUUGCAAGAUGUUGCUGAUUCUGGGGUUCUUUUUGCAAUACUGAUGUGUAAACACAAGGUUAUCAGUCUUGUUGGUGCACAAAAAGCCUCCCUUCAUCCUGACGAUAUGUUGCUACUUUCAAACUUUGUGUUAUCAUCAGAGUCAUUUAGGACAUCAGAAUCGUUCUUGCCAAUUUGUUUACCAAGAUAUAAUCCUAUGGCAUUUUUGUAUGCUUAUGUGCAUUUUCUUGAUGUCAAUACAUACUUGAUGUUGCUUACUACCAGUUCAGAUGCCUUCUAUCACCUUAAAGAAUGCAAGAUUAGCAUAGAAGCGGUUCUUUUGAAGUCCAACGUUCUUAGUGAAGUUCAAAGGUCAAUGAUAGAUGGUGGAAUGCGUGUUGUCGAUUUGCCAGUCGAUUCAUUGCCUCGAUCGGGUUCAUCUCCUCAUCUUGGCAAGCAAAGACUUACAUCAGAUUCUCCUGAGAUGCCUAGGGAACCAUUUGUUGGCAUCGGUGGUCCUGCUGGACUUUGGCAUUUCAUUUAUCGUAGUAUAUACCUGGAUCAAUAUGUGUCCUCCGAGUUCUCACCACCACUUAACAGUCUCCGGCAACAGAAAAGAUUAUAUAGAGCUUACCAAAGACUGUAUGCUUCCAUGCACGAUAAAGGAAUUGGGCCACAUAAAACUCAGUUUAGAAGAGAUGAAAACUAUGUUUUACUCUGCUGGGUCACACAAGAUUUUGAAUUCUAUGCAGCAUUUGAUCCACUUGCAGACAAGGCUCUAGCAAUAAAGACUUGCAACCGGGUUUGUCAAUCGGUAAAAGAUGUGGAAAAUGAGAUUUUUUUGCAUGGAGCAAGCCCCUUUUCAUGGUGACAAGUCAACCAUGUAAUACAAAAUGUAUUGUAGUUUUGGUUGUUUGCACACUCAUAGCAACUUCUUCGGGGCCAACACUUUUUUCCCUCCUACGUUCAUGAUACCUAUAUUUAGUUACCAAAUGUAUGAUCCACCUUGAAGGGUUUUUUUUUUAAGUAAGAUGCUAAACUAUGAGUACUCUGUUUUGUUCGAACUGAGGCGUAUUUUGUAUUAGUAUGGUAUGGAUGACAAAUAAAGGUGACAAAGUAGUUUUUUGUA
Hibiscus syriacus is the source of this 2347-nucleotide messenger RNA. Its product is annotated as vacuolar fusion protein MON1 homolog. The transcript is spliced from 13 exons. Gene Ontology annotation, biological process: protein targeting to vacuole; vesicle-mediated transport. NCBI's taxonomy places the organism in Eukaryota, Viridiplantae, Streptophyta, Magnoliopsida, Malvales, Malvaceae. The coding region runs from base 275 to 2089 and encodes 604 amino acids. The record is from RefSeq and is a predicted model, not a curated record.